This is a messenger RNA of Zasmidium cellare ATCC 36951, 1239 nucleotides long. RefSeq lists its product as uncharacterized. Bases 1 to 1239 code for a protein of 412 amino acids. The transcript is spliced from 2 exons. Lineage: Eukaryota; Fungi; Ascomycota; Dothideomycetes; Mycosphaerellales; Mycosphaerellaceae. Gene Ontology annotation, molecular function: protein binding. The record is from RefSeq and is a predicted model, not a curated record.
AUGUCUCCAGCAGCAUUCGACCGUCUGCCAUACGAGAUCCUCGAGGCAAUCGCAAGCCUUUUAGAUUCUAAAGACCUCAUCUGCUUCACUCUACUCAACAAAGCAUGCUAUUCCGCCGCCCUGCCACACAUAUUCAGCAGCAUUGGCUUCCGAAUCAACGAGCAGGAUAAGCUAAAGCGCGACAUUUCGGGUCUUGUGCGAGCCUUGGAGCGGGCCGAUGCCUUCAAACAUGUCCGGAACCUCGAGAUCUUCGGCGAAUGGCGUACAGAUGACAAUCCUCUGGUCAAAUUUCCUGGUGAAAAUGAAUAUCAGCCCUGGGUAGCAAACCACCAUGUCGCCGGCCAAGGUGGCGAAACAGUCCAAUUACGCUGGCAGGCUGACUUCGCGCAGUCUUCAAAGACUUACGAAGACGAUGCUGUGUGGCAACCACUCGCAGACCUGCUUGUCAGACUUCCGAGGCUUGAAGACUUUAUCUACGAGUGCCCGCAUCAAUUGUCUCUUUGUCUGUUGGAGAGACUACACUUGUCGCUACCAACUUGCAGACUGCACUUGCGUUGCUUCCGUCUCAGAAGCCUGUUGGACGGCAAGGCACUCGACAGCUAUGAGCAACAGCUAGCAACAUCUCCCAACCUGAGCACCAUCUUCACCAGCUUCGAGCUGUUCUACGAAGACUAUUUCGCCGACUUUGGCUACAAGACCAUAGUCAAAGUCGCAUCAGGUGUCGCGCCAAACUUGAAAGAAGUUCGAGUCAACAACUUCGUGACUUCAAAUGCUGUUUCUCGUCAUGCUUGCCGGGCCGAGUUUCGACCUACACCGAGAAAAUAUGAAUUCCCAGACAAGGUAUCGCCCAAAGGAGCUCUGGAAGUUUUGGAACUACAUGGCUACGAGCAUGGCAGAGGGUCGAUUGACAUACCGUGCAUCGAACUUUGGGACGCCUCGACCGAUUUUGCUCGCCUUCGUCGCCUACGUCUCGGCCAAGUCGAAGAAGAGAUAUUGCUGUGGGCGACCAAGAUUGGACCCUUCCGCGACCUCACAGCUCUGACGUUCUGUGCGUGGCCAAGACACCAUCGCAGGCUACACCAUACUACUAUUCCGGCUUUCCUGCAGUCCUUGCCAGCAUUGAAAGAGCUCGAGAUGAUUGGCGAUUUCUGCAGGCACGAUUUGGAUGCCGUCAUCACCGCAUCUGGCUCUUUGCGUCGACUUCAUCCAGAUUCUGAGGUUGCUCCAGACGUGCGCUGA